Anas platyrhynchos (mallard) is the source of this 15496-nucleotide messenger RNA. RefSeq names its product ribosomal protein S6 kinase B1 (gene RPS6KB1). The record is from RefSeq and is a predicted model, not a curated record. Gene Ontology annotation, biological process: lipid metabolic process; protein phosphorylation; intracellular signal transduction. NCBI's taxonomy places the organism in Eukaryota, Metazoa, Chordata, Aves, Anseriformes, Anatidae. Gene Ontology annotation, molecular function: phosphatidylinositol-4,5-bisphosphate phospholipase C activity; protein serine/threonine kinase activity; ATP binding.
AACACACUAAUACCUUCACUCAUUAAGUGGAAAAAUACUGGAGGAGCUAAAUCAGAUGUGCUGAAAACUGUGCUUUGCUUGUAAGUGCCACCUUUGGCUAACUGCUAGCUCAGGUUUUCUAUGCAACUUCAUUCCUCACCUGAAAGGCUUCAAGUGCUUCAAGAAACAUAAUAGCAUUGAAGGUCAGAUGGCCUGAAUAUCUGAUAUCUACAUUUAACUUUCACCCCAAAAUACGAUACAGCAAUUAAUUAUAGCUUGCUACACUUGUUGAGUGCAAAUGCACUGGUUUUUGUUGACUUUUUUUCAGUGUUGUGUUGGGAUCCUGUGACAAAAACUGAAAGGACUGUUGUGAUGUUUGCAGUGUCUCAAAAUGAUGAUAAACAUCUUACAUAAUUAGAAUUGCCUUAUAUAAAAUACUAAAUUUGUCAUAAAAUGUCAGGCUGAAAAGUUUUUUUAUGUAAUAUUAUAUCUCCAGUCUGUUAAACUUCAUUUUUCGUAGGAGAAAUGAGCAUUUUCAUGGGUAAACUGUGCCAAUUUUGAGAAAGCUUGUCUUUUUUUUCCCUGGAGUUCUUUAGUAAUUGAUUACUGUUUUUUAUUUUUCAAGUGAAAAUCUUGGUUUAAAACAAGAUUAAGCUGAUAUUAGCUGCGUUUUUGCUUAAAUAUAUAUAUUAAAACAAUAUAUUAGAUGUUGCCUUCAUGGGCUUGACUGAUGAUUGAAGACUGAAGUGCCAGACUUCUGCCUCAUCUACCUGUUCAGUCAUCACAUUCUGUGCACUUUUACAAAUCCAGUGUUGAUGUUAACAGUGAAAGCCUGGUAAUCCAACAAAUUAGAUCUCAAUAAUAUUUUUUUUUAACCUAAUAUGGGUAUAACAAAUAAAUCCUAAAGGAGUUUUUCCUUUUCCAAGGUCUUUCACUUGUCAUGUGGGGCAAACUGAUUGAUAUUUUGCUACCCAAACUUUAAUAGCUGAGUUCAAAUUAAAAAAAAAUAAAGCCAUACUCCUCGAGAACACUUUCAGGAGAGGAGUGUCUGGAAAUAAUUGCUUUUAAAAUAUGUAGACUCGAAGUAGUAAUGCUAUACAAAGAAAAAGGAUCGUUAAAAGAAACGUUCUAGGGUUGUUUACUAAUGAAACAAAUCCUGACCUUAUUACUUCCUGAUCUUCUGACUGGGCGUCUGCUUUGUAACAUCCAAAUCGAUUUGUUGCUUUCAAUAUUUUAAAGAAGAAAAUGAGAAAUGUGGCUAAUUUCAACAAUCAUUAGUUAGAUUUUUGUAGUAUUAAUCACACCAGACAAUUUACUACUAGUUUUUAAUCAACACUGCUACUAAGCUAGGUAUAUUUCCAAAGAUUUCUUAUCCUGCAGAUCUUUGAGCCAAAACUAGUAGUUUUUUCCUACUUCAUCUGUCUUGGAGAUAAUUUUGCCUCCAAUUACAUAGAAUGCAUUCACAAGACCUCUGCUGGAUUCAGAUUUUAUUAGAUGGUUGAUGUCAGAGUUAAAAAAUGUUCUCGAGAGACAGUAAGAUUUUUGGAAUGUCCCGGUAUCCUUGACUUCUCCCAAUCUGUCUGCUAGCAUUACCUCAUCAAUUUCUUUCUAGAGUGAAGUAUAGAAUAAGUUAAACAAUAGCUUGCAUUAAACUAAAUUAAAAUAUAGAUCUAUUUAAUGGUUAGUAACUUAAUUUUAAUCAAAUUCUAUCCAACAAUAUGCCUUAAGACCUUUGUCUGAGAUACUGCUUUUACACAAUAGGAAAUGUCUGAGCAUGAUACUUCAAAAUAACAACUAUAUUCAUGUGUGGGACAGCUAGCAUCUAGACAGGAGAUUAAGCUGAGAUAUGAGGUGGAUUCUGAGAAUAUCUGAUUUUAUAAGCCAGUGGGAAUGUCUCUAACUAUGUGAUUCCUAGUUAAAAAGCAAAAAUGAUUUACCUGUAGAGCUUGCCUGUAGCUCAGUAGUCGUCUGCGUUUGUUACUGGAUGCUGUGCUUUAAUAGGAUUCAGGGUGAUUUGGUUUUACAUCUCUCUAGGCCUUCAUACAAAAGGAUCACAAAAUACUCUUUCUAUUAAUUAAAUGUAGAGAGAAAAGGGAAAUAAAGGGGUGUGAAUUUGAGAAGCUGUUUUUUUUUUUUUAAAAAAAAAAAAAAGAAAGAAAGAAAAUAUUGGCAUUAUUCAGUAUAAAAAAAGUGAUAGGAAGGAUGGGUGGUGGCAGCAGCAAGGCAAGCAGCAGCUGUGCUGCAGCAAGCCGUGGUAUAGAGCGGGGUCAGUGCUAGCGGAGGGGAAGGGGGCAUGGAAGGGGUUCAGAAACCGAAGCUUGCAGGAGUCCUGCAAUCAAAGCUGAGCCAAAGAUCCUGGUUGUCUACCCGAGGCCGGUAAUUAUCAACCUGUUCUACCAGUUAAUAGUUUAAAGUUGUGUUAUUGCUGUCAAAAAUGCUCAAAGAGGAUCGUGUUUUCUCCCAAGUGGUAUUACUUUCAUGAGCUCUUUAUGAGGAAGGGUGGCAUGUAAGAGCUCUGUCUUGCAUUCUCGUCACUUAUUGAUCAUCCGUGUAAAAUACUUGGAUGCUGAGCUCAUUUAAAAUGUUUAAUUAUCAUAUGUGUUGUGGGUUUUCUUCUGUCUCUUAAGGCUUUUCACUUAAUUUGUUCUUUACCUACAACUGCGGGAUUGUUUAUGAAGGCACACCAAGCACGUUGCUUUUAAGCACGAACAUAUUUUCUUUGAAGUGGUAGUUUCAAAUGCACAUGAAGAAUUCCCAGAAAAGAAGCAGUACUCUCCCUAAAGAAGCAGUACUCAAAGCUCACACCACGCAUACCAUCCACACCGCCGUCUGCCAUCAAUUUGGGGUAAAUGUUAGAAUGAGAAAAAUUUAAUCUUUUAAAUUCAGCGUGGUCUGUUUGUAUUUGGUGGAAACGAGCUCAUCAUUUUGGAACCUGGGAAAAAAAAUCUAAAAAAUUCAGAAAUGUGUUUUAUAUAGCAGUGGGCACCCAGUGGCCUCCACCUCAGAAGCAGCUGAACUUCAGUGGCAAGUGGUGUGGGUGCAUCUCCUCGGGACAGUCACACCCUGCGGGCACAGCGUCCCUGCUGAGCACCCUGAUAGUGCCAGGAGCAGCUCCUCCGGUGUGCUAAGUGAUCCUGGGCUGCAGCAGGCAAGUCUUGGAGCAAAAGAAGGGAGCUGCUGCCCGUAGCAAAUGAUGUUCUGCUAAUUUUAAGAGAAGUAGAAAUUAAUUUAGUCAAUGAGUUAAUGAACUGAGUCGUCAAAGUAAUUUGAAGUUUAGCACAAGACAGUGAAACGCAUGAUAAAAAAAAAAAUAAUAAUAAAAUUGUGAACUUCCACAGAUUUAGAAGUUAAUUUUAAUGCCGUGCUGUAGGGGUGAGACAUGUAAGCCCUGUUAACGCUGGGAGCUCUAAUUCAACAAGCUCGCACCUGAAAAGCUGCCCAGAAUAUCAGUGGUACUGAAAGGCUUCUUAAUCUGGUGUUUUUCUGGAACAAAUUUUAAUGCUUACCAGUUACGGCUGCCAGUUUGAAUAAUUGCAUGUCUUAAAGCAAAACAGUUUUUUGGUAACAGGCACUUGAACCCUUGCCUUUACAAACCAGUUUGCUGCUAUUUGCUGUGCUGUAGUUUUUUGCUUCACGGCUUAAUCUCAGCUGAUUCUUGCAAGGAGCACGAUGUUCCCUGUAGGAAAGGAGUGCGAGUGGAAUUAUGGCGACUGACGUAACUGGAAACUUCGCUUCAAGAUGUACACAAUUCUUGAAGGAAAAAAAAAAAAGUAUCAGUUUAGGGUAUUUCUUUAGAAUAUAAGCAAGUCAAGAAGCUACAGUCAGAAAGGGCUGCACCAGAAAUAAAAUGUCCUCGGGUGGAACAAGUCCUGUUCCUGAUUCAGAGCGUGCCCUGCAAUUCCUCUGCCUUCUGGGGGCCUUCAGCAGGGGAUGACCACGGAGCACGGCCCCGCCAGGUGACCUCCAUGGCCUUACAGCGCUCGGCUUUCCAGCAGCAGCACAGGGGCCAGGCCUGCUCUGCCAGCCACACCUUCUGCUUCGGGGACCUUUGUUUUGCAUAUGUGCCCUAAAGUCCGUAUCCGGUGGCCGUAUCCUGUUUUUGUUACAGGGUAUUUUGAAAUAGAGUUUCCAAUCAGCAUUUGAACUAAGACCUCUGUAGCAGAAAUCAAUUGAAAAUACCCUGAAAUGGCUGAGCCUGUGGAUAAGCGAGCAGUGACUUUAAAAUCUCCUGAGAUACAAGUGCUUUUGGAAGUUUAUUGCAACACACCUGACACUUCGGUACCAUAAAUCACUGGCUCCCCUCCCACAGGUAUAUCGGAAACCUGUGGGACCGUGCCCUCGUACUACACCCCCUGCACAAUAGAUCAGCUCUGCACAACAAAGGCGUCAGCGUCUUGAAAGGGACACAGAUGUGAAUGAAAUUUGAGUAGCUUUGGUGUUGAAAACCUUCCAGUGGAUCACAGCAGAAUUAUAAAAAGUUUAUUUGCAAAAGGCUUGUAGGGUUUAAACAAGCAAGCUUUUUUUUUUUUUCUUUUAUAAAUUGCUUGUCCCAAAAUCGUGCUAUAUCUUUAAAAUGCAGAGAAGUUUCCUUACAAAGAGCAAUGUGGAGCAGAGUUAAGAACCACCAGGUCAGAGAUGUUGCAAUUCCUACUUCUGAGAGCAUUGGCCUUAGCGUAACAGAAUGUCCCAAGGAAAAUGCUUUGCAGGCGGCUUGGUUAACGUGGGUAUUGGAGCACAGCGCCAGGUAGGAAUGACGUCAAAUGGGCAACAAUUUUAGCUUAGUAAUCUCCAAGUCAGAUAUUUUCUUUCCUCAUCUUGUAAAACCAAGUGAAUCUGCCAGGCUUAACCCUCAGUGUCUCUGCUGAUCCUGGCCAUAAAGGCGAUGGACUUUCUGUGGCUGCAGGGCGCAGCGAGCUGUCACCAAAUGCUCUGAAGCCACAGCGGCAGUGGGGGAUGCUGGAGCUGUGCUUACUCCCUCUGGUUUUGGAGCCCAGGUUUGCUGUGAAUGCUCUCUUUGAGCCACGGGCACCUUGGGAGCCCGGCCAGACUCGCUGCAGCGUAAUCUGUCACGGCUGAGUCAGGCCGGGAGGCUGAGGUCCGUUCUGAGUCACGGCAGCAGGGUCCUGGUAUUGGCUGAGCCUCAGGGAAAUGGAUGGUUUAAAUACUGUGAGAAUCUUUAUCAGCACAGGAAAUGACAGCUCAUUAAAAUACUAACCGUUAAGCCUGUUUAGAUCACUGUCUGGAAAAAAAUUAACCAUUGCAGGUUCAGAUAACUUGCAGGAAGAAAGGUGCUCUAUUCAGAGAGCGAGCAGUAUGCAAACUAAUCAGCUUUGUACUUGUCUGGUGGCACAGAAACGUUUCCACUGGAAUCUCUUUUUCAAGGCUUUAUAAAACUUUAAAGAAGUUGGUGGUGCUGGAGCAAAGCUUUGAGUUUCUCUUGGGGGACGGAGAGUUGAGAUAACCAAACACAGGGCCUCCUACUAAUGCCAUGAUGCUUGCAGGAUGGAGUUCAGCCGUGUUCUUAUGGGGAACAUAGAAGUGUGAAUCAAACGCAGACCCCAAAGUGUGGGAGGAAUGGGUGCUGGGUGCGAUGGUUGUUGCUGUUUUGCAUGCAGCUGUUGUUAGCUGCUCAAAGGUGAGAGCCUGUGCUUGGUCCCCUGGCCUGGCUGUCAAUAGCUGCUCCAAUUUAAAUUGAAAUACUUCUUAAAAAAACAAAGUUGGUGGUUCUGGAAGGGACGACUUCAUCCCAGCACACUCCCUCCUUCAGUUCAUCGCAUUCUUCAGCGCCACUGAACUCCCUUUUUGUAGCAGGAGAUAAUCUCUGGCCUCAGGCCAUGCUCGCUCCCGGACAGCAGGAUGAGAUAGUGAAUGUGCGCGGGGCUGUGCUGACAAAACACACAAUGAAAUUUUCCUCUUCGUUUGGUUUGCUGUUAUUUAAAAAUUCUUCCCUGUUGUCUUCAUUCUGAAUCGGAGUGCCGGCAUUUCCUAAGAGGAUGUUUUGCUGUAGCUGGCCGAGCCCAAAUAGCCAGACUUCAGCAAAAGGGGAGUGACAUCGUGUCCCCCAGACCCUGGCAGUCUGGGCUGCACUUGACAGCCAGAGAGCCUGACAAAAUCAAUCCCCGUGUGAAGUUAAACAUUUUUUCCAAAUUAAGCUGUGGAUAUUAGGGAGAUCGUCUACGAGACGGGGCUGGGGCUGUGAUUCAAUGCCGCAUCACCGUCCCAAGCAGGGCUUCGGCCUGGGAGCCUGAUGGCUCGUGUGUGUGUGCCAUUGAUUCACUGCUUACGGUUCCGAUUUCCCUUCAGGUCAUUGCCAUGAUAAAAAGGGAUUUCCAGGAUUUCACAGAGCAGAGCUUAACGUGUCUUGGUCAUCACAGCUGAGGGACUGAUCCCAGUCGCUCCCGUGAGCUGCUGAACAGAGUAAAAAUUUGAGAACUGGAUGCCACUGGAGGUCUUAUUGACAUCUUUAAUUUCAGUCAAAGGAAAUGGAGUUUAAGAACUGCUUAAAAUUAAUCAGCUGCUUAAUCGCUUGCUGUCUCUUACAAAUGAAACUUUUAUUAACAUUUAAAAAAAGCAGCACAAGGCACCAUAUUCAUCUUCUAAAAAUGGGGGUCACCCAUGGCAACUUGGUAGUUUUCUUAAAACAUUUGCUAAUUCUAACAUUUGUCUCUGGAAAAGUGGGCAAACACGCACAUGUGUGGGGGGUUUUGGAGAUGGAAACUGUGUAUCCUCAACUGUAAAUUGAUUAUUUUGUGAAAUGUUAGCAGUGGUUAGUGAUUCACAAAUGGGGCGUUUAGAUACAGACCUGUGCUUCAGUAUUUAGUGCAGCUUGCAAUUACUUGUACCUUCACAGACUGAAGGUUAUGGGUUAUGAAAUUUGUUAGUUGGGGAUAACCUGUAGCCUUUAUGAUCUAUUAAGAUGAUAAAUUUGCCUUUCAAAAGUGCGAAUAGUAUGAUCAAAUUGGUUUAGUUUUCAUAUUAGCAAAGCAGAGUUGACUGGAGUACUGAAGAACUUGAUAAUUUUUGUUAAUUUAGCAUAGGAAAAAUAUUUUUUUCCUCUGGACUUGGUGCUUAGUCCACGUGUUUGAGAAAAUUCCUUCCUGUGCUUCAAAAGACUGUUACAAAAAGAAGUUUCCUAAAAAUCUUUCCUACCACUUCAUGCCUUUGCGGUUCAAAUAUUGUCAGUCAUUCUUUUAAAUCUGAAAGCAAAUUACUGAAUUGCACAAAGUGCUAUAGAAAACAGCUUCACUGUUACCGGGAUAAGUUUUAGGGCUAAUACUGUCAGAAUAUGCACACCCUUGGUGUGUUUUUAAACAAAUCCUGGAACUUCUCUGCUGGCUGUGUAGUGUGGUGCUUCAGAUAGCUGUGAAAUUCUGUUCUAUCUGUGGAAAACUAUUAUGACAUUCUCAUUUAGAUAGAAAUCACGGCUCUUAAUUAACAAUAACAAGGGGAGAGAAGGAGCAGAUGCAUCCGUUCAGUUACAAGGACCAGGUAAUGCAUCUGAAAACAGGCUUCAGCAGUGAAAACAAAAUUCUUGAUGGGUGCUUGUGUGCAUUACAUUGCAAAUAAUCUUUUUUUUACUAAAAUGUUGUGAUUUUGAUAUAUUUAAGCUCUAACAAAGACUAGUGCAAUUUUUGAAGUCUGUUUGAACUUUCAAUUCCUUAUGAAACAUUUAAUUUUAGCAGAGAAUGAACGUGAGUUAAAACAAAUUGUGAGCUGAGUGCUUAACUUUUUCUGAAGUUACUAACGAAUCAAAAUAUCUGCAAACUUUUGUUUUCUCAAAAAAAAAUAAUAAAAUAAAAUCAGAAUCUUUUGGUAAAGCUGUAGCCAGCCUUUGUUCUUCAGCUGAAUUGUGCUGAGGGGCUGGAGCACAGCAGCAGUGCAGCCACCUCGCUGCUAACUGCAAAUUGUGUGACAACCAGAGAGCAGCUCGGGAAACGUGUUCAUUGCUUGACAGACAACCUCUGGCUGAAUAACUUCUUCUAGUGAAUGACUUUUUUUGCUUCAAGGUGAAGUCCCCCAGCAGCUCGCUACGACCUACGUUUUUACAGGGAUGGUGUGGGUCUUUUUUGGGGGUGUUCUGUUUUGGCAGAUAGAGACUACAAAGCGUGGCUGAGCUCAGUUCUGUGGUGUGCCAAGUUUCUUUUCUUUUGUCAUCCUCUCCUACUCCUUAUUUGAAAGACAAGAGGCUUUAUUUUCAAAGGAAAAUGCCAGGAAUUAGUUUCAGGCUGUCCUACAACGGGGUUAUCUUCCAGCAUCUUCCUUCAAGUCGGAUGUGUAAAGGUGCCUGUGGUUUGCAUCGAGGCUCCUGAAACUGCGGUAGCCUUUUGAAGACUUAAAAAAAAAAAAAAAAAAAAAAAAAAAGUCUGAUCUUAAAGUCAGUGCUAAGUGGCGCAGAAUUGUGAUGCAAAUCUCUUCCUUUUGCAUUUUACCUGCCUCUGGGCUGAAGUGUAGCACCUAAAGAUCCAGGCUGAAGCCUCCCCCCUUCCCCUUUGGUGCCUUGCUGAGCUGAACUUCAUAUUUCUGAGGGGAACCUCUCACUCAGUUCUAACUAAAUGAAAACUGGGGGAUUUAUUUUUUAAUUUACAGAUCAUAAAAUGAUUUUUAUGCUUCGAUAUUAGGUGACAAAUAGGUUGGCUGGUUCAGUAAAUCACAGAAUGUUGUUGAAAGGGUACAAGUAACCAGAACUAACCCUCUGAGCUGGGAGUUUGAGAAUUUUAUAUCUAAUACUGUGGGUGCACAGAGGAGAUUAUUUUCUAGACGCUGCUGUGCUUAACUUUACUUAGUUAAACCCCUGCACUUUUUUUCACUAUUAGAUGUCUGUGAACGUGCAAAGUGAUGCAGACUUUUAGAAAUGAAGGUCCUUACGUUCAGGAUUUUACAGUUCUUCAAAACAGCUAUAAUAAAAGGGAUGUCAUACACUUAAUUUUAAUCAUGCUCACAAAGAGAAGAUGCUGAAUGCUUUUAGUGGGGAAAAAAAUGAAAUAGAGCAUUGAUACACCCGAAUCCUUUCAAGCCAUCUGAACUUGGUUUUCUUGGUUUUGUUCUGUUGUUUAAUGCUCACUGGGCACUGACUUGGUUCAGUUUUCAGAAAAAUAAAGAGAAAAAAAGGAGGAUUUUGAAUAAGUAUUCUGUUAAUCACUAUUCUCAUAAUUUAAAUAUUCCUCACUUUGUACCCAUGUAAAAUUUUAGAAGUGAAGUAUUACCUCCAGUAGCUUUCCCUGCUUCCAAGUGCCAUUUGAAAAAAGAACAGAAAGCCCAGACCAGAAUUCUUUAAAGCCGUGACUCGUUGUGAUCAGCGAGUCACCAGGAGAGUGUUUUACCACAAAUAAAGUGGGAUUCUUAAGGGUGGGUUUUGCAAAACUGGAAAUUGUUUGUAAAAAGUUGACGUGUUUUUAUGUAAAAUGUGUACUAGACUUGCUUUAGUCUCAACACUUCUUUUGGCUGAAAAUCUACCACUCCAGGCACAAAAUUUACUCACCCAUUUGUAUCAUCGCUAUGGUGAAUCAUGAGGGACGCGCUCUUUUUCUAGUCAAUAUUUUCAAAAAAUUAUUUGCCCCGACUGUAGUAAAGGAAAUAAAUUUCAGAGUGAGCUGUUUUGUUUCUUGAAGCUGUGCGUUUUCAUAAGUUUUUAAGAUUAGAAAGCUAUUAUUUUUGAAUUGGGCUAUAGGAUGGAACAGCUAAAAUCAUGUCAGAACAGGAGACUGAGGAAAAUAAUUUGAGAUGUAGCCCCACGUAGCAAUAGCAGCCAUUCAGGGAGGAGGUGAUGGGUUUGUAAUCCUGUCUGUGUAUGUCUUGGUGACUGAAUCCUAAAUCCUCCCUGAAAUAAUAGAAUGAGAACUGUAGCAAUGAAAUUUAAGGAGACUUUAAAAUGUAGAAUAUCAUAUUAAUUUCUUUAAUAUUAAAAAAAAAAAAACCAACAAACCAGUUCUCUUGGAAAAUCAGAUGGUGUUUGUCAGCGAUGGGGAAUCUCCCCUAGUUCCUGUUAGGAGCGCUGGGUGUAUAAACGUGGAUUAAACUUUGGGACUGUGCUCUCAGAUAGCGCUUGCAUCACCACCACCCGGUGCUGCUGGGGGUAAUUUAAUUUCUCUGUGUAACACCUCAGCUUUUUUGUGUGCCGGGGCAAUUUCUAAAGCUCCUCGCACCUCCUGCUAAAUAGUGUGGUGUGAAGAUCAAAAGAAAAAUCACCUGCGUUGGUUUUGGUUGGGGUCUGGAUUGGCUGCGGUGUUUGCAGGCUGGAACGUGGUGGCUGCUCUGCCUGUCCCACGUUAACACCUUUGCUUUGGAGGUCCGGGAGUGCUCCUAGUGCCACAAGCCUAUCGGUGAUCUUUAUACGUUAGUGUAAGAACAAGGUGUUUGGUAACGUAUUGUAGCUUUUGUGCAAGUCAUCUGCCAUAAACCAUGAAAUGAUUCAGAACAGGGUUCAUAGUUCUUUCUUUGUUCCUUUGUUAAUCACUGACUUGUGGGAGGUGCCUGCAGAAUUUGCUAAUGCAUUCUUUUUGGGUAAGGAUGACGCACAGAUUGUCCUAAUAAGGACUUAGUUUGAGAAAGGGGCUGUCUUCUUUGAGAAGAUAGGGGCAAGUCAUAGGGCGAGCAGUUUCUUUUUUAACUGAGGGAUGACACAAGCACAAGUCAUUUCCUUAUUAAUCGGUUCAAACCAGUUCUUACAGGAACUGCUGGUGAUAAAUGUGGGACUUCUGAGAAGUCAUUCAUUUUAUUCUCAGCACUGCAUCAGUGCACAGCCUCAGCUGGCUUCUCCCGGGCUUUAAGGAAAUGCUCUAGCUCACGGCUUCUUUCUGUCUUACCACCAGUGUAUUACCGCUGAUUUGCUCUGAAAUAUUUUUCUUUUUAAAUGCUUUUUGAGGAUCUGAGGAAAUACGUCCCUUUCUGAAAUACCAGCUAAAAGAUAAAAUUCACUUUAUUUUUGUGGUUAUGAUUUCCCAAGUAGCAGUACCCUUCCGAGCUGUGGCUCAGUCUGAACUUUGUUCUGUUUGGGUCAAGUGGGUCAAUUAAGCGAGAGCAUGGACCAUGGAGGAGUUGGCCAAUAUGACCUUGGCAUGGAACAUUGCGAAAAAUUUGAGAUUUCAGAAACUAGUGUAAACAGAGGUCCAGAAAAGAUCCGACCCGAGUGCUUUGAGUUACUACGCGUACUUGGCAAAGGUGGCUAUGGAAAGGUAUUUCAAGUACGAAAAGUAACUGGAGCAAAUACUGGGAAGAUUUUUGCCAUGAAAGUUCUUAAAAAGGCAAUGAUUGUAAGGAAUGCAAAAGAUACAGCUCAUACAAAAGCGGAGCGGAAUAUAUUGGAGGAAGUGAAACAUCCCUUCAUUGUAGACUUAAUUUAUGCCUUUCAGACUGGUGGAAAACUCUACCUCAUCCUUGAGUAUCUCAGUGGAGGAGAACUAUUUAUGCAGUUAGAGAGAGAAGGGAUAUUUAUGGAAGACACAGCUUGCUUUUACUUGGCAGAAAUCUCAAUGGCACUGGGGCACUUGCAUCAAAAAGGAAUCAUCUAUCGUGACCUGAAGCCAGAAAAUAUCAUGCUUAAUCAUCAAGGUCAUGUAAAAUUGACUGACUUCGGAUUAUGUAAAGAAUCUAUUCAUGACGGAACAGUCACACACACAUUCUGUGGAACAAUUGAAUACAUGGCCCCUGAAAUCUUGAUGAGGAGUGGGCAUAAUCGUGCUGUGGACUGGUGGAGUUUGGGGGCAUUAAUGUAUGACAUGCUGACUGGAGCACCUCCUUUCACUGGGGAGAACAGAAAGAAAACAAUUGACAAGAUUCUCAAGUGUAAACUCAACUUGCCUCCCUACCUCACACAAGAAGCCAGAGAUCUGCUUAAAAAGCUGCUAAAAAGAAAUGCUGCCUCACGUCUAGGAGCUGGUCCUGGAGAUGCUGGAGAAGUUCAGGCUCACCCGUUCUUCAGACACAUUAACUGGGAUGAGCUGUUGGCACGAAAGGUGGAACCUCCUUUUAAACCCUUAUUGCAAUCUGAAGAGGAUGUGAGCCAGUUUGAUUCAAAGUUUACACGUCAGACACCUGUUGAUAGCCCAGAUGACUCUACUCUCAGUGAAAGUGCCAACCAGGUCUUUCUGGGUUUUACAUACGUGGCUCCAUCUGUACUUGAAAGUGUAAAAGAGAAAUUUUCUUUUGAACCAAAAAUUCGAUCACCUCGCAGAUUCAUAGGUAGCCCUAGGACACCAGUCAGCCCUGUAAAGUUUUCCCCUGGGGAAUUUUGGGGAAGAGGUGCUUCUGCCAGCGCAUCAAAUACUCAGACACCUGUGGAAUAUCCAAUGGAGACAAGUGGAAUAGAACAAAUGGAUGUGACAGUCUGUGGAGAGGCCUCAGCACCACUUCCAAUCCGGCAACCAAACUCUGGGCCAUAUAAAAAACAAGCUUUUCCCAUGAUUUCCAAACGACCAGAGCACUUGCGCAUGAAUCUAUGACAACACAAUUUUUUAAGCCUUUGAAGGUGGAAAACAAAGAAUGGACAUAAGCCCCUUGAAGUUGAAAUAUGAGGGCUUGCAUGGUUUACUUUUAAAAAGUGACAGUAUCAAAGAGUCAGUCCUUGCACAGAGCGACUUGGAAAGCAAAGAAAAAUGGAUUUUUUUUUCUGUCAAUCAAUGGUGCAUAAAAAACUUUAGAAAAUGGUAUUGCAGAACUCUAGGCACAUCAUCUAACUGAUUCGCAGUGACAUCUUCUCACCUUAUCAAGGAUUUUUCAGCUUGGUAGCUUGAAACUGACAGUAUUAAGGGUCAGGAUGUUGCUUCAGAAUCACUGGUCUAGUUGUGAAUGUGUCAAGGAGGGUUAGCCCUUUCACUAGGCAAAGUAUGAAAUGCCUAUAUGCUUGCGUCUGAGGAAUAAUUAGCAUGCAAGCUUGGUUAAGCUGUUUCCUGCAAUGGGGUGGAAUCAAAGAUGAGAGAUAAAAUUAAUUGGUAUUUCACAUUCAAAACCUAAUGAGUUUUUUUAUAUAUAUAAGAAAAAAUAUAUAUUUUUCAAAUAGAUUUUUUUGAUUCAGCUCAUUAUGGAAAGUAUCCCAAAAUUAAACUGCAAAAUAAUUGGUUGCUGUGAAGAAAGCAAAGGCUCUAGUUCUGAUUCUCCUCAUGAAACAAAAAAUCAAUAAGCAAAUUACUCAAUUACCAGCUUGGCAAUGCGGGGUGGGAAAGAACUGUUUCACUUGCUUACCCAGCUGAAAUACCUGUUCCUGCAAAGACAAAUGGAUCUAAUCAAAUCACAGUGCUGCUAUGUUCUAGGCUUAACUGGAAGCCAUGGGCUCAAAUACACGUCCUGCUUAUUUCAUCCUUGUCCUCAGCAGACAUUUCACUGGGAAACAUCACUUUUGUAUAUGCCAGUCACUUAGAUGGAGACAGCUGAAUAUACCGAGAUUCUUACCCAUAUAAAAGGUCAGGAAAAAGUGCAUCGGAACACAAGGUCAGUCGAUGUGGAUAUAUUACCACAGGAAACACAUGCAAGUUCUACACAGUAUAAGCAAAUAAACCUUUUUGUAACCAAUGGGUAAGAACUUGAGGAAAAUUUUUUUUUAAUAAAAUUUUGCUUAUGGGAGUUCCCUGUCAUUAUACAUUUCUAAAUUUACUAAUUUUUUUUCUAUGCUGGGGCAAUAAAUUCGCUGAUUGUAUGAGGGAAAAAAAAAUGUUAUAUGGCCUUUCAGUGAAUGUCUUCCACAGUGGGUCAGAACUUUAGCAACUUAAUUUAGGAAACAUGUUCUAAGGACACUAUUUAUGUUUUUGAAAUUGUCAUAAUCUGUACAAAUGACUUACAGGUACAAAGAAUAAAAUAAAGGUAACUUUACCUUACUUAAUACUUCCUGCCUUAAAGAAAGCAUUUCCAUGAACAUAGCUGGUGAAAGGGUUAAUAUCUGCAGAGCUUUACACUAGUUAGAGUGUGUAUGGUGUGUGCGUGUGUAUAUGAUCAUGCAACUGCAUACAAGUCCUGUCAUUUUUUGCCUGCCACAUGUUGCAUUAUCUUUAGUCAAACUGUGCAAAGUCUACUUCUAGCGUUUCACAACAGUAGGGAUUUUUUAUAGAUUCUGCUUAUUCUGUGUAUACUGAAUCUUUUUGAGCCAUAGGAUCCAAGCCAUAAAACUCUACACGUGCUGAAUCCAAUCAGAGUGCUGUUUUCUAAAACUUGCAAGCCAGAAGGAUUCAGUGAUAUCUUGGUGAUACUAAUGAAGAACCAACAAAAAUAUACUUAUGAUUGGACAAAAAAAAUAGAACUUUUUUAUUCCUGAUAAGCCUUUUGUUGGAGGUGUUUUUUUUUUUUUUUUUUUUUUUUUUUUUUAGCUUUGUAAGGAAAAUCAAGUUAGUGAUAGAAAUUGUACUGGAAGGUUACCAUUUCUAAUUUGGUAAUAUGGCCGCUGGUGACAUGUUGUGAAACCACAAUCACAGUGCUCACGUGUGUAUGUAUUAUACAGAUUUGCAAAGAGGCAACACUGCGAGCAAUGCCUGCUCUGUGCCACUUGUUAACAUAGGUUUCGUAACAUGUUUACUGACUUUAAAGCUUUUUUUUUUUUUUUUUUGAGGCAAAUCUCUCUUGGUCCUAGCUACAGCUAACAGUUGCUUUUUGGUUGGCUGGAUAUAGCUGUCCAGUAGAGUUGGUUUAGUAUGGCUGGCAAGAAUGGCAAGAGUUGUUUGUCUGAAUUCACUGCUUAAUUACAGACACAGUUUUAUCAUUUUUAAAAGUAAAUUUCAUGUACUGUCAAUGUUUCAUCCCAUAGAUUAUAAGUUUAAUUCCCUACCAUAACUGUGAAACUUUUGGAGUGUGACUCAGACAGCAAGCACACACUAUGCAAUAUGGUUUAUCCUGUAUUUAUUUGUAAAAAUAUCAGACAUAGAUCCUCUAUAUAUAUAUAGUAGUGUCAAAAUUACUAGUCAUGACCUAAGGGGAGUGGAGUUCUAGCUCCUGUCUGGCUAUUUCAGAUAAGUGCAGAAUGCAUUGAAUAUUGGAGAGCUUAACAAGUGCUUUCUUUUGUUCAUUUAAAAAUGUCUUAAAUUUUUCAUUAGAGUAUAGAAUCUUAUUUUUUUUAUUUUGUAUGAGCUGCGCUUUUUUAAUUAUAAUCACUGAAAAAAAUCACUAUAAUUUGAUUUUAUAGGAUUUUUGUAGCAUUACAAAAAUAUAGUAAAACUGAGGUUAAUACCUGUUUUGGCUAACCAUAUAAAAGUAUUAAAUCUUAAACUUGAACAAAAGUCAUAUUUUUUUUUACUAGAUGUUAAAUAGGGGAGUAUUUUGUUCUGCAGGUCAUUAUCACAAAAGGUUUAUAGGUCAGCUGUGUUACCAGCAGUUUUUCUUUUCCCAUUUAAUGCAGAAGCUAUUCUGGUAUAAGAUACUCAGAAUUUCAUCAUUUUUUCUCUGUGGGAGUGAUACAUACAUUUGAUGCCAUUUGUGUACUAAAUUGUAAUUUUGGGAAUGCUGGAAUAAUUCCUACCAAGACUGUCUUAAUUGUGCCAUCUGACAUUUGAAUGUCAUCCUGGUAUUAGCUCAUAAUAAAACAUAAAAAUAAAUGAGUCAA